AUGAGAGAAGUCAAAUUAGUGAUAGAUAUAAAAAGAAUAGUAGAAGCAUGUUUGACCAUGAAAAGUAAGAAUGACAUGAAGGCAGAUAUUGAAUGUGAUAAUACUGUAGGUCGUUUAGCUAUUCUCAAGCACAUGCUCAAAGACAAUCUGAAAAUAGAGGACAGCUCAUAUAGUGCUGACGAUAAUCAACACAUCAUAGAAGCAGUUGAAAAUGAUAUUUGCCAAUGUUUUAUAUACAGAUAUCCUCGGGUUAUAAUUAGAUUAAAUAAUGCAAUAAACAAUAAAGAAAAAGAUGAAAUAAUCAGAUCGUAUGCCAUCGAGUUAGCCAAUGAACUUAUAGAACUGAACCCCCUUGUAUACAACCCAGAGCAUGGGAUAAAUAGAAAGACUGAAACAGUGGAGAAAAUAAAGUCGGAUACCAGCGAUGAUGCUCUAGGCACCAGAACAUGCACACUAGAGAUCGAUGAUGAAAAGUUUUUCAAUCUGAAAAGCAUGGCUGAAUAUACUGCAAAGAGUUUAGACAGAUAUGUCUUGUACUCUGUAUCCUAUUUUAUAGAUUCAAUGGGCAUGCUUUUUUUAAAAUUAUUUCCACUUAUAAAAGAAUACUACACUCUAGAUUACCUCUAUGCUGAAAAAGAUGAAAAGACUAAUUUACUACUGGUUGACCAUGGGCUGGGCCUUAUUCACAAAAAAUACCAUAAAAUAAGAGAGAUAAUUGAAAAGCUUAAAAAAGUAGGAAAAGAUGACGAAGCUCAAAAGCAAUCUAUAAUUGAUGAACUGAAGGGAUUGUUUGACUCUGAAGAAGACUUUAAAGUAGUCCUUUCUAUUAUCAAAAAUAUAAGGCGAAUUUUAAAUGAAAAAAGCGUACAGAAGUGUAUGGUUGAUAUAGUAGAGUACAUGUUUAACAAUACUAAUCUUUUGGAUAAAACAGAUGAGAAAAACGCUUUGAAACUUGAAAAAGAUUUAAGUAAUUUUUUAAGUGUCUUUAUAAGAGUUGAUGGCAGACUACAGCAAAAAGUAAAAGAAAGAAUUGCUAAAUUAAGAGCAGAAAAAGGAGCAUCAGAAGCAGAAACAAAAUUAAUUGGUUGGAAACUAAAAAAAGAAGAAUCACUACUACAAGAUGGCAUUGUUUUUCUUCAAGAUAAUAGGCAUUUUUUACGUAGCUUAAGCAAAGCUCAAGUAGACUACUUAUACAAGAAAAUAAAAGAAACUUUAGAAGCUCAGAAUCCGAAAGCAAAAGAACUAGAAAAACCAGAAGAAGUAGUAAAAGCGCCAGAAGCAAAGCUCAAUAAAAUAUUCCAGUUAUUAACAGGAUUUGGAGAACAGCCAGAGCCAGAGAUGCAGGCACAUACACCCCCACAUUCACCAGUCAACAAGCAGCCACCAUUCGA
Molecule: messenger RNA, 1391 nt
Organism: Nematocida minor
Lineage: Eukaryota; Fungi; Microsporidia
Exons: 1
Source: RefSeq, a predicted model, not a curated record